CCAGGGUUGGUCCAACUCUCGGCUACUAGAUAGUCUUGCCUGAGGCGGAAGAGAUCAACUUAGAUCAACUGCAGUAAUAAUAACUUCAACAAAGCGAUUGCUGCCUGUGGUUGUCAUCUCAGAGGGCUGAACGUUAUCUGUGUAGAGUAUCUAUCUGCUGUAGAACUACUUUAGCUGGACUGGGAGUGGCACAGAGUGGUAUUCGUAGAGAACCGGAGAGGUGGGAAUGUGAGUUCAGGACUCCAUACAGUUUUUUAUUGAUUCGCCUGGAGGUCCGUGCCUUUUCUCUUUCACAAUGGCCUACGCUGCGUAUUGGAUGAGCACUCAUAGAGGAGAUGGCCAUGCGAAUAGCAGACUAAACUACUACUCCAGUCUGUCUUCUAAUGUUAAGUCGCAGCCCAGCCAGACCACUCCCACUCCUGCGGCUCAGGUCACCACUGUGAAGCCUUCACAGUUUGAGACUGCACGCGCUGCGGCUAAGCGCGGAGUUGCUGGCGCUACUUCUAUAGACAUGUCCUCUCCCGGCGCGACCAUUGUUGACAUGUCAGCCCCGGCAAGGGGCAGCACUAACACCGCAUCCAAGACUCCACCGGUCUCACAAGUGAAAGCCACAGCUGCUGCUACACCUUCUCCACCCUCUGGCGCUGCCAGAGCCACGAUGUCUGCAGGGACAGCAGCAUCUUCAGCCCAGGCUAAGCCCACUGCUAACGAGCCUGCCAAGAGCGCUGCACCCACCGCCAAGCCACCAGUCAGAGACACGCCUAAAGCUGAUCCUGCCAAAGCAGCCAAGCCAGCUGGGGCUGUAACCCCAGCUGCUGCUGCUGCUGCUGCUGCAGUGGGAGUGUCUGGGAAGGGGAAGCCGGAGGUGGCAAAGCCUGCACAGAAGGUGCAGGUGGAGGUCGCACCCCCGAGAGCCAAGGCUGCCAAAGAGGCACCUGCUCUGGACCCCUUCGAUGCCCUGGCCAGCAGCCUGCCCACUGUCGGACCCGUAAAGCCAGAGCCUGUUUACACUGGCCCAGAGGUCCACGAGCAUGGGGUCACAGCCGAGAAGGGGGUUCUGUGUGGAGAGAGAGAAGACACACUGCCUCCCAAUUACAGAUAUGAAAACAUGCCCACUGCCCCAGACGUCAAGCCAAAGGACGUGCCGAAACCCAUGAGCACUGACGAGGCCCUGGACUCCCUGAGCUUCGGCUUCGCGCCGGCCCCCAGCGCCCCCCCGCAGGCCCCCCAGGAGAAAAUGGAAAGUGUGGAUGCCAUCGAUGCCCUGUCCGCGGGAUUCUCAAACUUCGCCCCUCCUCCCCCUGCUUCUGUCAAGAGCCCCGCUCCCCCUGUGGACAAGAAGGCCAAGAUGGACGCCAUCCCCGAUGACUUCUCUCUGAUGGGCGCGCUUUCCUCCCCGCCUCCUCCUCAGAAGUCUGCUGAGCCAAAGCUCAAGGUAGAGUCACCUGCUGCCCCAGUGCUCAAGGAAAAGACAUCGGCUGCCCCAGCAGUCAAGGCACAGGCCCCUGCUGUCCCAGUAGCCAAGAUACAGGCCCCUGCUGUCCCAGUAGCCAAGAUACAGGCCCCUGCUGUCCCAGUAGCCAAGGCACAGGCCCCUGCUGUCCCAGUAGCCAAGGCACAGGCCCCUGCUGUCCCAGUAGCCAAGGUACAGGCCGCUGUCCCAAAAGAAACCAAGGUCGACUCGUUUGAUGAUUUCUCUCUGGACCCCUUUGCUGCUCUUGGAGACACCCUGGGAGCUCCAGAACCGGUGCAUGAACUUCCUGAGCUCAGACCUGAGGACAUUGUUUCGGAGGCCAAACUGACGGAGGAAGAGGGCGUGCGGACGGGAGUGAGAGAUGACACCCUUCCUCCAGAGUACCGCUUCUCCGAAGCCAAGCUCAAAGACCUGCCGGCCCCCAAACCAGAGCCUUCCUUGGCCCCUGGGGAGGCCCUUGACUUCUUGUCCGGGGACUUUGUGACUCUCCCCGCAGCAGCUCCUGUCGUCCAGGCCCCCGUUUUGGCCCCCUCAGCCCCGCCCGCCCAGGUCAUGGUGGAGGAUCUGUCAGCGCUGGACGCCCUGGACGCCCUUUCUGGAGAUUUCAUGACCCAAACAAAGACCACUUCUGUCCAGGCCCCACUCCCAUCCCUGGCCAAGAAGACCCCAAAAGUAAACAAGGAUUCAGCCAAGCCCAACACCACUGUUAAGGUCCCCUCCCAGAAACCAGUCGAGGAUGACUUCUCUCUGGACCCCUUCGCUGCCCUAAGCGACACCCUGGCAGCCCCGGAGCCGGCCCCUGAACCCCCCAAGCUCAGGCCUGAGGACAUUGUCUCAGAAGGAAAAGUGAUUUCCGAAAAGGGCGUGCGGGUGGGAGAGCGGGAUGACACCCUCCCUCCAGAGUAUCGGUUGUCAGGAGACAAACUGAAAGACCUGCCGGCCCCCAAACCGGAGCCUACCAUGAACACAGGUGACGCUCUGGACAUCUUGUCGGGAGACUUCCUGAGCCCAUCCCUGGCUCCUGCUGUCCAGGCCCCCGUCUGCAGCCUCCCAAAGCCUCCGGCCUCUGCAGAUUUUGACGCUCUGGAUGCCUUGGCGGGGGACUUUGUCACCAACGCCGUUGUCGCACCUGCAGUCAAGUGUGCCACCAGUCAACCCACACAAAUCUCUCGCCAGGUGUCGGAGGGAGACACCAGUGCCAUGGACGCCCUGUCAGACUCCCUGAUGGACAUCACCCCUGUGCCAGAGCCUGCCCCCCUGCCUAUGAAAGACAUUGCCAAGGAGAAGAAGGUGGUGGAGGAGAGGCUGAUCCUGAUGGGCGAGGACGACAGCACGUUGCCCCCCGAGUACCGGCCCACCGAGGAGGACAUCAAGAUGGCAGCGGCUGAGGCCAAGAAACCCAAGGAGAAACCCAUGGGUGACGCUGCCGCCCUCGAUCUGCUGUCCGGUGACUUUCUUCAGGCUCCCAGCGCCCCUGCAGCCGCUGUUGCACCCGCCGCUGCACUCGCCGCUGCAGCCGCUGUUGCACCCGCCGCUGCAGCCGCUGUUGCACCCGCCGCUGCACCUUGUUUUGUAGCCCCCCCAGCGACGCAGCAAUUAGUGCCCGACACAGAGCCCCUGAAGCCCAUGGCUGGGUCGGCCCUGGACUCCCUGGCUGGUUCCCUGCUCCCUGACGCCAUUAAGACCACAUCUAAGGGGGAAAAGCCCAAGAAAACAACAGGGCCUUCCCUGGACUCUUCAUCUGGGAACGCAGACGCUCCUGGAGCCAAGAGCAAGGGGGAGAAGGCCCAGGGCAAGAGCAAGUCACGGUCAAAGUCAAAAAAACACCAUGCUGAUGAUCCAUCUCCCAUUGACCAGCUCGCCGGUGAUUUCCGCACAGAUGUUAUGUCUGCGAAGAAGGGAGGCAAAAGCUAGACCACUUGAGUCAUGCUGCAAUUCUUCUACCCUUUACCGCGAUUGUGGGAUUGACACUCUAGAUUAUAAAUCUAUUUUUCUAAGUGAUGGAGAAUGUAUACUGGAUGACAGCAGAACCCUAUGCCUACACAGCAUGCUUACCCCCUGACACACAAACAUACACACACACACAAACACAAUUGUAAACACCCUUACACAUACAUACACACACAGACACAACACUGUGUGCAACGCCUUACCUGCUUAUUUUCAUGUGUAUUAAGAAAACAAGAAGAUUGACGAUUUACUUCCCCUUUGUGUGCAAUUUGAUAAAAACUGAAAUGAAUGAUAGCCAGAGAACGUUGGCCUAAAUUAGAUGAGUUGGGACGGUUGAUAUAUGAGGGCGAAGGGAUGGUGAGGAUUUUAUAGGGGAAGUAUUUUUUUUAAAAGAAAACAAAAAAAUGUUUUCAUCGUCUGUCGGCCCAUUGAUACAAAGUCAGGCGAUGCCCAUCAGCAUUGGGACCGGGCACCACAGCUGCUGGUGCCACCAAAAACAAACUAAAGCGCCUCGAUGCCAUGGUGUUGCGGCGACGUCUCCAUGUCAGAGAGGGGGCGGUAAGGGCCUUCAGCUGGUGUGAGAGAGUGGCCUCUAGUGGUGUGUAUAGGGUGUGCAACCUGAAUACGCACAGCCAAGUAGCCCAGUUAUCUAUUAUGUGGUUGAACGCAAUUGAGACACUAGUGUACAGCUUACUUUGCUUAAAUAUAUUGAUGGAUAACAUUUAGUUUACAAUAUUAAAGACAAAUUUAUGAAAAAAAAGGGUUUACAGGAUGUGGUCUGCUUGAUUCUGUUCCUGAGAACGUUGUGUGAAUGCUGUUCAUUUUCUGUAAAGCAAUAAUAUCCCGUGAGAGGUUGUGUGUGUGUGUGUGUGUGUGUGUGUGUGUGUGUGUGUGUGUGUGUGUGUGUGUGUGUGUGUGUGUGUGUGUGUGUGUGUGUGUACUGCUUUGGAGUAAAAUCCUAUCUGUAUUCAAAAGUGCACUUAGAACCAAGGUAGUUAGAAACUCUACACACUGCCUUAGUUUUUAUACUGUAGUAAAGGGAGAGAUGUUGUUGUUAAUAUACCACCACUGUAUCGUUCACUGGGUCCAAUCCCAGCUGAUGUUUAGGAGGUUCCUUGUCGAAUAUGUCAGUUUAAACCGGCUUCUCCAGGGAAAACGAUAUGUUGAGAAAGAUGGAGGGUAUUGUAGAAGGGAAAACUAAUGCUGGAUCUGUGUCUGGAUUAGAUGUCAUUAUAUAAUCCAGACACAUACACAAUUGCAAAAAAAUGAAUCAGAUUCACUAAUUUAGAUUCAGCAUUAGUUUCCCAAUCUAAAAUAGGCUCUAUGCUCCCCAAAAUAAAAACGAAUCAAUAAAAUACACCCCCCCCCAAAAAAAAUAGUAUGCUAAAAGAAAAAAAAAUGGUAUGGACAAAUGCCAAAUAUAUUUUAGCGACAGGAUAGAGUAUGCUGUUUUUAUUGUGCAGGGAAAUGGCAGUACACCCAGCAGGUAUACGGUCUCUUUGUCUUUGGGCUCCGUGGUAUUUCACUGUGCAUAUUUCUAUAAGCCCACUUCCUUUUGACUCGUGGGGGCUUCAGUUUCAAUUAUCCUUGCUUAAACUUUCUGUCUAAAACCUUUACAAUUCUGUGCCACACCUCUGGAUGACUGAUGAUGGGAUUUCAAAAACGUGGGUUUGAUGUGCAUUAAACCAAAUGUAUGUGUUUGAAAAUAUAAGAAUAAACAUUUGUUCUCACAA
Molecule: messenger RNA, 5157 nt
Organism: Gadus morhua (Atlantic cod)
Lineage: Eukaryota; Metazoa; Chordata; Actinopteri; Gadiformes; Gadidae
Gene: cast
Product: calpastatin
Exons: 32
Coding region: 296-3388 (1030 amino acids)
Cellular component (GO): cytoplasm
Molecular function (GO): calcium-dependent cysteine-type endopeptidase inhibitor activity
Source: RefSeq, a predicted model, not a curated record